Messenger RNA from Acanthosepion pharaonis, 816 nucleotides. Lineage: Eukaryota; Metazoa; Mollusca; Cephalopoda; Sepiida; Sepiidae. The record is from the annotation of a GenBank genome assembly.
AUGGAGCAUGAAGGACGAUUGUGUUCUAUUGUUCACCAAUAUCUCUUGGAGCAAAUACAUCUGGGCGACUUCAGUCGUCCAAAAUAUUGGCAUAAAAAUUUUCCACAUAAGUUUUUUUUUAAAUUACCGUACACUUCUUCUUUUCUUUUUUCUUUCCUCAUUUAUUUCUUUUAUUCAUUCUUCCUUCUUGUCUCGUCAGUCUGUCUUUCUUUCUUUUUUUCUUUCUGUCUUUCUUUCCUUCUUUUAACCUUCUUCUUGUCCAGUUCGUCUUUCUUUGCUUUUAUUGUUCUUGUUUUCUCCAUCUUUCUUUCUUUGUUUUCUUCUUCCUCCUUUUCUUCUUCCUCAUUCUUUCUUUCUUUCUUUCUUUCUUUCUUUCUUUCUUUUACUCUUCUUUCUUAUCCUAUUCGUCUUUCUUUUCUCUUAUUCUUCUUGUUUUCUCUGUCUUUCUUUCUUUGUUUUAUUCUCCUGCCUUUUCUUCUCCCUCAUUCUUCGUUUCUUUCUUUCUUUCUACUUUUCUUCUCCGUCUUUCCGUCUGUCUUUCUUUCUUUUCUUCUUCCUUCAUUUCUUCUCCGUCUUUCUUUUAUUCUUCCUUCUUUUCUUUUUCUUCUUUCUUUCUUUCUUUAUUUUAUUUAUCCUUCAAGAUUUCUUAGUCUUUCUUUCUUCCCUCUUUUCUUCUCCGUCUUUCUUUCUUUUAAUCUCUCCCUUUCCUUCUCCGUCUUUCUUUCUUUGUUUUAUUUUUGCUUCUUUUCUUCACUGUCUUUCUUCCUUCGCUUUCUUUCUUCUUACUCUUUCUUUCUUCUUUCGUUUUUUUUUUAA